AUGGACGAUCUGAAACAAAAUGAUUUAAAUAAUAAUACCAAUGAAGCGGUUACUUCAAAUACUACUACUAAAAGCACUAUCGAACGUGAUUUUGUCGUCGAUAAUGAUGAAGAUGAUGAAGAACCGAUGCUAAAUACUCGUAUCAUCAAAUGCAAAUCAACGUCGAAGUCUCAAUUACCAUUACAUCUUGUACAUAAUCCACAGACUCGACAAAUUCAAAUGCCAUCGUACAACAUUCUCUCACAACAAGCACCAUCAUUGGCGACGACAGGUUAUCGAUCAAUCGAUGUACCUAAUGAACAUACAUCAAUUAAACUUCACAUUCGACGUGUUUGUAGUCCAACUGAUACAGCACCAACACCGACAACGAAUUUAUUACACCAUAAUGCAGCGACGCUAUCAGCAGCAGUUUCCCAUGAAAUAAAGCAUGAAUUUAUCGAACAUAAAACACAGCUUCUACAACAAACACAAAAACGAACAUUUUUUAACAUAAAUCAAAAUGAACAGCUACCGGCUACUUCACAGAUAAUCAAUCAACAAAACGACUUAUCGGCGCCCUCACCUUUUAAUCGCGCCAAAGAAACAACAUCAACAAUUGUUGAUAGUAGAGAUUUGCAUCAAAAUGGUAAUUCUUCUUCAACAGAUCAACCACAACAAACUACACCUAUAAUUCGAAAAGCAACAUUGAGACGCUCCACUCAAUCUCGAAUAUCAACAACAACCGAUGAAACAACGAAACAAUCGCAACAACCAUUUCCCCCUACUACUGUUGAAAAACGAAAUACGAUCUCGGUCUAUGAUUUAAAUACUUCUUUAAGUAUAGAAAAUAAUUGUUCACCCUCAAUAUAUCAAAAUAAUAGUUCAGUAGUUGAAGAAAAUAAUUAUGAUGAAAAUAACAUAAUAAAAAAUUCGCCACAACGUACAUCGAAACAACAACAAAAGCGAAAUAUACAAGAACAGCAACAACAAAAAAAAAGGCUGCGAUUGAGUGCAACAAAAACAAAACAAAAUAAUUCCGUUCCAAGUGAAUAUGUUCUUGUUGUCAAGAAUCAAUUACCUACGAUAUGUGAAAAUGGUUGUCAAACACGGGACGAUUUUUCAGAAAUUUUGCACCAGUCAGUUCAAACUAUUAAUUUAGUUAAAAUUGAUAAAUCAACGUAUAUGGACGCUAUUGAUCGACCUCUAUGUGAUCAAGCUUGUCAAACCAUUUCAUUUAAAUCGAAUGAAACUCAAACAAUGGAUUUAAAUUGUCCACAUGAUUCACAAGUUCAUCUGUGUGAAUUAAGAACACUACACACCCAAUGUGAUGGAAUACAAAGCAUUUUACAAGAAACAAUGACAUCAUCGUCAUUGAAAGGUUCCCUGUUAACACAUCAAUUACGAAAACAGUCAAUGUCUUCUUCUUCGUCACCGUCUCAAUCGCCAUCUCCAUCACUUCUGAAUCUGGUACAACGACCUGCAUCAACAACAAAUUGUUCACCGCCUAUCUGUAACAAUACACUCUCAACGAUAAGAACACCAACGCCAGAUACGGACAGGUUUCCAAAAAAUGGUGUAGAUCCUACUCAUCCAUACUCGAGCGAUCCAUAUUUAGAUUUACAAUUACAUAACGACCACAACGAUUUAUAUAAACAAUUUCAAAGUUUGGUUCACAUUGAAGAACAUCCAAAUGGUGGUGGUUCUCUAAUUCGCACUUAUUACAAUGAAUUUUCUCGUUUAUCACAGGAGAAUAUGUCGUUAUUUGUCAAUUAUUUUUUUGAUUUGGUUUAUGGUGAAAAUACGUCCACACAUCGUGCCAAUUUUUCAAUUGGUGUUUUGCAUGAUGGUGCCAAAUAUUUGCCAGAUCUUGUUGAUUACUUUAGUUUACAAUAUCCAAAAAUGAUUGUAAAAACAUCGAAUUUGACUAGUUCAAAAGAAAUAUGUACAAUGACAAUGGGAGAAUAUCGAAAUAAAAUUAUUCAAUCAUAUUGCAAUGGAACAUUUCGCUUUGGUCCACUGUUACAUAUUUCACUUGUCGGAACAGUUAGCGGAAAAGAAGAAUGUGGUGAUUAUUUUCCAACAUUUAUCGAUAAAUUAGAAGAAAAUCAAUUUUUAAAAUGUGUGAUGCCAUGGGGUUCAAGUUCAAGUUUAAAAAUGGCAUCUAGAACAGAGAGUAAUGAUGGACCAAUUUUAUGGGUGAGACCUGGAGAACAAUAUGUGCCAACAGCCGAACAAAAAAGUUGUCAUCCAAAAAAACGGAUAGCUAAUGAACUACGAAAUUUGACUUUUACUGCUCGUGGUUCAGAGCCAAGAGAAAUCCUUGUUGAAGAUCGUACAAAACCUCAUUCAGAUCACUGUGGUGGUGGUAGUAUAGAAACAACAGCAGCUGUCGGAAUACUGAAAGCUGUUCAUGCUGGAUCACCAUCAACUGUGAAUCGUAUGGUUAAAGAUGUUGUUUGUUUUCACGCUGACGAUUUUGAAAAAGUUGUAGAAAAAUUAAAACUUGAUGUUUACGAACCUCCAGCAACACAAUGUUUAGUUUGGUGUGACGAAGGUAAACUGAAUCAAUUGCGUCGCGAUGGAAUUCGUUAUGUGCGCCUCUUUUUGUAUGAUAAUGAUAUUUAUUUUAUUCCACGUAAUGUUGUUCAUCAAUUUCGAACUCUAUCUGCUGUGACAUCAAUUGCUUGGCAUGUGCGACUAAAAAAUUAUUAUCCAGAAGAAACAAAUGAUGAUGAAUAUGCUCCCAUGUAUAGUCCUAUAUCACCUUAA
Molecule: messenger RNA, 2748 nt
Organism: Didymodactylos carnosus
Lineage: Eukaryota; Metazoa; Rotifera; Eurotatoria; Philodinida; Philodinidae
Source: the annotation of a GenBank genome assembly